Molecule: messenger RNA, 855 nt
Organism: Parascedosporium putredinis
Lineage: Eukaryota; Fungi; Ascomycota; Sordariomycetes; Microascales; Microascaceae
Source: the annotation of a GenBank genome assembly
AUGGUGUCUCUCAACAACAUAGACCCUGAUAGGGUCCCUUCGGCCAAGAUGGCCGUACACGGUCUCCAAAUUGUCCUUGUCUUUGUGGCCUGGGCUCUGGAAAUUGCCGUUUUCCGAGACUCAGAGGCCAAGAUCACAGGCCAAAAUGGAUGGUUCUUUGGUGUUUGCUUCCUCUCCAUCCCAGCCUGGGUUUAUGUCCUCAUGACCCCUCGAUGGGAGCGUACCCGCCACCUUGCCGAUCCUCGGGCCAUGCUGGGCGUUGAUAUCCUCUUCUCCAUCAUCUGGCUGUCCGCCUUUGCCGCCCAGGCUACCUACAAUGGCGGUGACCGAUGCGGUGGCGCCUGCGGCAUUAGCAAGGCCAUUGUCGCUUUUGGCGUUUUUGUCACUAUUCUCUGGAUCCUCGCCGUUGUCAUCAGCUUCUACACCUACCAUCACUGGAAGCUCGAUGGCUACCUCCCCGGCUACGAUCACCGCAAGCUUCCCAACUCCAACAACAUCGAUCCUGACAAGGCGGCCUUCUCCAUGGCUCCCCAUGACGAAGAGGCUUAUGCGCCCGUCAACAUGGAUGAGCGUGAAUCCGGCCGCAAUGACGAUUACGCGAGCGGUGCUUAUGGCGGCGCUCCUUACGGCGGCUCGCACGCUGGUGGCCGCACCGACCCCUACGAUGACGACGACCGAUAUGACAACGGAAGCAACGUUGGCAGCAACGUUGGAAGCCACAUGGGGAGCAACGUCGGCGGUCGACACGGCAGGACGAGCGGUAUCUACGAGGGCGAUACGAGCUAUGGCGCCCCCAGCAGCACCCAGUCCGGUCCUGCCCAGUUCCCCUCGGGCAACUACGACAGGGUACACUAA